CUGGACGUCACGUUUGGUUUAAUUUUCUGAUUUUGCUUAUUGGUAGGCCCGGUGACAUGUUACAUAGAUUUUUCUGAACCCGCUCUUUUUCUGAUGUACUUAAGUUAUUCACAAGUAGGUACAGAAAAUCUGAACAUUUCAUUUUUGAAAUGUUGUAGAAGAAUAUUCAGACGAUUAUUAUCAUUAUAGUGAGAAACGAUCCGGAAGUUUGGCAGAAGUGACAUUGACUGUGGUUAACCUUGUUGUGUCUGGUAUCAGAACAUGGACGAGACGUAAUCGGGGGUGACUUAAAGAUGGCUGACAAGGAAAUGUCUACAGAUGAGGUGACUAUCAUCAAGGAAGGCUGGUGUACCAAGGAGAGUGGACAGAAGACACUAGGCAGAUACAAUUGGAAAAAACGAUGGUUUCUUCUGACACAACAACGUGAUGUGAUUAACCUCUCGUAUUAUGAAAAUGAGAAGAAGCAACAUCUUACUGACAAAGAAUGCAUAUUAAAAGGCAGCAUAGAACUGACUAACGCAUAUAUAACAAAGUAUUUGUAUGAUGGCGAGAAAAAGAAAAAGUUUUGUUUUUCAUUGGGUCCUCUAGUUGAGGACGGGACAACCAGAACAUAUUAUAUCAGCUGUGAGAAUGAGAAGGAGAAGUUAGAAUGGAUGGAAGUUUUAAAUUCCACCAUAAGUGGCGCUCCUCCAUCCAAGACAGCCAAAAGGAGGAAAACUGUUAGAUAUAAAAUGAAGGCAAGACAGCCGAGUGUGACAUCACCUAAUGAUAUUGGUGUGGAAAGUAACAUGUAUCUUAAUCCACAGUGGAGGAAAAAGCGAUGGGAAGAAUUGGUUGGCAUAGCUACCCAAAGCAACACAAACUGGAAAAAGGUGGAUAUAAAAGACGGCAUUGUGGUUGCAAGAAUGCAGUUUGAAAUAGACAAGUGUGCAGUAGUUAAAGUUGAUGGAAUUGUAGAUGCUUCAUCAGACAUUGUUUACGAGUUUCUACAGAGGUCCACAGAGCCUGGAGGAAAUUUUGAUUUUCCAUUUCGUAAUGGGACUAUACUAGAUGAGUUGUGUCAUUACCCUUUGGAAAGCAUUGUCCAGUGUCGGUGUAAUAUUCCUCUGCCACAUACUGCAGCCAGGCACUGCUGUGUGCUCAAGGCAUGGCUUCCUAGUGAGUUCACAGCCACUGUUCUUGGCAAUGAAGCGGCUGGUUUGAUGAUGAUAUCUGUCAAACAUGAGAAAGCCAAGAUUCCAAAGAAUGAUCUCCUUUGUCAAGUUGACUUAUCAGGUAUCGUACUGCGACCGGCAUCUCUUGAUAUUGAAGGCAAUGAAAGAACACACAUGACAUUUGUUUUACAAAUUAACAUUCAAGGAGCAUUGCAUAACAUAAUGAAACAAGCAUAUAAAUCAAAACUUUUAGUCUUUGGAAUGAGAUCUGCAUAUCAACAUGUUUCUGAUCAGAUUCAGAAUUUUGUGAAAAUUUUGAAUAUUUGA
Molecule: messenger RNA, 1481 nt
Organism: Saccoglossus kowalevskii
Lineage: Eukaryota; Metazoa; Hemichordata; Enteropneusta; Harrimaniidae
Source: RefSeq, a predicted model, not a curated record